AUGGCUGCCUUGGUGCAAUCAUAUCCUCAGCAGUCCGGAUCUGUCACCAUGCUUCACACACGCCCGGGCUCGGCGUCAGGGAUACAAGGGCAGAACCAACCGUAUGGAGGGAAUCAGCCGCAACGAAACAGUUACUAUGGCGGGUCGGGUGGCCAACCAGUCUAUCGGAUGAAUGCUGGACCGAUACAGCCGUAUGCGUUCACCACCACCCCGACUCUCCACUCGAACAACCAAUGGCAAAAUCCUGCGGCAUACAGAACCGCAUCAUCUCCGGCGGUCCCUACGAUGCGGACUUUCGGAGGCUCUGGUUCUCAACAACGCGGUCGGUAUCCUGGUAGUGUUUCAAUGACCAAUCUGCCCAGCAGUUCCUAUGGAGAGUAUGGCGCUGGCUCGAGGGAUGAUUCCAGCCUGCCCGCUGUCGGCGGUCGAAGGUAUCCUUCGGCUCCAAGACCCCAGUCGGCUCACCUCAUUGGCGCUACGACAGCAACCGCAACCCAGGUGACCUUCACACAGGCGACCCCGGUUCGACUCUCCCCCGAACGCUACAGGAGGCCGGCCCCUCGAAAUGUGGACGGUCCUCCCGGAAGUGCAGGUAGACAACCACUAACUCCCCCACAGUUUGGCGACCAGAGGCUUGCUGUCCCAAGGAACAGAACUCCGUCGAACACCAGCCGACCGAACAGUUUCUACAGCUCGACGACGGGUUCCUCGACAGAUGACUUGCAGUUGUACCGUCAGCAGCUUCCGGACGAGCAAAAGCGUCUCAGACGUCGCAGCAUGCCUGCACUGGAUUCUGCCGAAUAUCGUCGACCCUUUACCCCUCAAGGUGCUGGCCAGUCUGGAGAAUUGGCUGGUCAGAAGGGUGCUGAUUUGUUCCCGUCACAGAGCCGUUUGACUGCUUCAAACGGCAGCCAUGGAAGCAAAGCCAACGUUGCCAGUCUGCCUUCGAGCAAUGGCAGUAGCGAAAGCCUAAAUUCCAACCGUAGCAAUGGUUCCAUUCCGUCGUCAGCCAACCGCAACCCCGGCACCCCCACAGCCAACCCCGCCGGGUCUAACACCUCUGCCGCCGAUCAAUCAGCCAACUCGGAUCCUCUCAAGGUCGUCACCAUCCCCCCUCGAGGUUCUUCAUCCGAUGCUUCAAAGACGGUCAACAAUCCGUCUCCAUUGUCUAAGCCGGUGACUAUGGAUUUAGAGUCGGACGCUGGCGCCAUCGAUGCGAAGGGCGAUGCUUCGAACCGAACAACAUCAAAAAAUGAGCCGCCCGCCCAGGCUCAAUCAGGCGACAGCCCGGCAGUCCAGAGAUUGGCCGCCAUUAGCAAGAAUACGGGGAGGUCCAAAAGCAAAACCUCGCGCCUCCGACGCGCAUUCUCAUUCGGAAGUGCUGCCGACUUCAAGAAGGCUGCCGACGAACACGAAGCCAGCCAGGCUAGUCAGACUAGCACUCCUUCGACAAAGUUACACAAGGAACCUCCGUCUGAUACCGUGUACGAUGCCGAACAGGCCAGGAUUGCUCAGCAGCAAGAGGAGGCGGGUAUCGGAAGCAACAUUUAUGCAGGUGCCAAAAUCUUUUCCAACUCGACCGACAACCUUUCCAUCUCGUCGACGGCGUCAUCAGCUUCGAUUAUGAUUCGCAAGAUGGGACGUGGGAUGAAGAAGGGAGGCCGCUCUCUUGUCGGACUUUUCCGACCCAAGUCGAUGAUUGGCGCUCCCAUGACGGACUCACGGGUUCCUCAAGCCGGCCAAGCAGAGGUCUCGAUGAUCACGGCGGAGGCGGAGCGGGAGAAGGUCAAUGUGACGCCCAAUCCCCGCGACCAGGCUGGUGGAGGCGUUGGCUUCCCGCGGUUAGAGCGAAACUCAAUCGAUGCAUCAAAAGUUGACGGGGCGAUACCUGAUCACCUUGGUGUCCAAAUUGGCGACCAGCCUAGCUCGCGCAGAAGCAUCAUCGGCGGCGACAAGGAGCGUGCUGAGGCGCUCGCUUCUGUGCGCACCAAGGGAAUCCUCAAACGCCGAGGCUCCCCCAGUCCACCCCGGGGCAAUGGUUUGCCGGGUGUCCCGCCAAUGAGCGAUUCGCCAAACUCCAGUGCACCGAGCACGCCUAAUGACGACGUACAGGCACAUAAGCGGGCGGGAUCGGUAGCAAUCGGAAGCGAAGAUUACUUUAUGACUGCACUUAGGCUCCGCCAGGACACUAAGAGUGCCCCAGUCACUCCUCAAGGUGCCACGCCCACUAGCACCCUGAGGAGGAACGCAACCUUUAGCCCGCGCAUUGUAUUUUACGACACUUGGCCACCUCAGGAGUAUGACCGCCGCGGAGAGAUUGCUACAUGCAAUCGUCUCACGCCCAUGCUGGCCCAGCAAAUUAAGGAGGAGCUCAACUCCUUCAAGAUGGAGAUGGAGGUUCAUGAGAACUCGAAGAUCUACACGCACUUCUUCUGA
This is a messenger RNA of Pyricularia pennisetigena, 2436 nucleotides long. RefSeq lists its product as uncharacterized. Lineage: Eukaryota; Fungi; Ascomycota; Sordariomycetes; Magnaporthales; Pyriculariaceae. The record is from RefSeq and is a predicted model, not a curated record. Gene Ontology annotation, biological process: actin cytoskeleton organization. Bases 1 to 2436 code for a protein of 811 amino acids. Gene Ontology annotation, molecular function: actin binding. The transcript is spliced from 4 exons.